CGGCGCUUAACCAUUGUGCCACCAGCUCUACUUACAGGUUAUUUCUUAGAUGUUUUAUGUGCUAAUUCUUAAUCUUAGUGACUAUCCUCUGGGUUCUUGGUAUUUUCGAAUACUGGUACUAAGAACUGAGCCUCAGGAGGUAUUUCCUGUUUGACUUCCCUCACUCCAGUGUAAGUUCUAUGAAGGCAGAGACUUUGUUUUGGUGCUGGCUGUUACUCCCCAUGCCUAGAGCAGAGUUAAUACAUGCUGAACUAAAACAAGGAAUGCUGUCACCUGUGACUUUUUUAUGCCAUUAGUUCAGCCUUCUUUCUGUGCCAGCACACUUGAGACAUGCCCCCAUCCGCAGCUUGCUCAGAGUACCAGUGAGUCUCGACUUUGUUCUCAUCCUUGCAUCAGGAAUAUGAAAGGUCACUGGAGACCCAUCGCUCUCCUGCCCGCAGUGUGUUCCUGAACUGCUUGGAAGUCUUGAAGUAGCAGUAGUUGGAGGAAUGCUGGAGGGUGAAGGGAGAUCACGAGGGGACAGGCAACCCUGAGAAAGAGUCUGAUUACAGCGGAAUCCCAGCUUCGUAACUGAUGAUCAAUAACUGCGUUUGCUCUCCUUUUUUAUUGAUAUGUCCAGCUGUUUUCCUUAGGCCCCUUCAUCCGUCCUUGGAUGGUAUUCUUCAUCUGUAAAUGGAUAACCUUGGACAUAUUACCUCUAAUGUUCUUUCUGGUUCCAAACAAGAGGCAGCAGAGCUUAGCAGUUAAGCACACAGGUCUUAGAGUCAGACGUCUUGACUUCACAUCUGCGUUUAUAAGCUAGUUAACCCUAAGCGAGUUACUUAAUCGCCUUGUGUGUCAGCCUUUUCCUUUGUAAAGUGAAGUUGGUCAUUUACCCACUUCCUAGGGUGGCAGUGAGGAUUCAGUGACAUGUGUAGUGAUUUAAACUGCCUACGUGUUGUGAAUAUUCAAUAAACUGUUGGCUGCUGUUCUGUGACUCCUUGUAAUGACUAUAGUGUUUCCUUGCAUGAAGAGUGCUGGAAGAAGAGAGGGGCUUAAAGUUUAAAACUGAUGUAUUUUGUGCUUUUCAUUGCUGAGAGUGGUUGACUGCGUCAUGUCCAGUGGGACGAAGGGAACCUACGUUGGAUCUUUGUCUUCCCCUCGUGCUCUAGCUUGGCUCAUGUCAGAGAACGCUGUCUGUAAACAGCUCAGUGUAGGUUUUUUGGAAGGGGCCUCAGUUGUACGGUUUUGUUUUGAUUUCGCUUUUGGUCUCAUUUUUGUUUUGUUUUGUUUUUUUCUUUAAACACUGAUGGAAAGAUAAUGGAAGGUAAGGGUUGAAUGAGCCAGCUUUCACUUCUCAAAGUUCUUAAGUUACUGUUCUUUUUGAAACAUAAUUUGAUUAAGAAGCAAAAAUAAAGUUCAGUUAGCAUGGAAAAUUCUGGAGCAUCUGUUUCCUGCUUUAAGUAGUAGAAGACUGUCCUUGGCCUCUGGGUACUUCCACUCCAGAUCGAGGCAAGAAAAACAAAAAUUCAAAACUCAGUGACAGAAUCAAGAGGCCCUUAGAGAUUGUGAACUGGGCUUGGGAGGGUAGGCUGGAUUGAGAGAGGGGAGAGGGAGGAAACUCAUGCUUACUGAAUACCUCCCUUCAGGUACCUGUGAACUAAACAACCUGGUUGGAAUAUGAGGGCAUGUGCAAAGGAAAAAGACUGGAUCUGUUUAAAUGGGGCCAGAUGGCACAGCACCCAGAAUGCCAAGUUGCCCUUGAAGGAUCCACACCCUGAUGAAAAAAAAGAUCUUGACCAUGAGACGGUGGUUGAGGAGCAGAUCAUUGGGGAGAACUCCCCGCCUGAUUACUCAGAGUACAUGACAGGGAAGAAGCUUCCUCCCGGAGGGAUACCCGGCAUCGACCUCUCAGACCCCAAACAGCUGGCAGAGUUUGCUAGAAUGAAGCCAAGAAAAAUUAAAGAAGAUGAUGCUCCAAGAACAAUAGCUUGCCCUCAUAAAGGCUGCACAAAGAUGUUCAGGGACAACUCUGCCAUGAGGAAACAUCUGCACACCCACGGUCCCAGAGUCCACGUCUGUGCAGAGUGUGGCAAAGCUUUUGUUGAGAGCUCAAAACUAAAACGGCACCAACUGGUUCAUACUGGAGAGAAGCCCUUUCAGUGCACGUUUGAAGGCUGCGGGAAGCGCUUUUCACUGGACUUCAAUUUGCGCACGCACGUGCGGAUCCACACCGGAGACAGGCCCUAUGUGUGCCCCUUCGACGGCUGUAAUAAGAAGUUCGCUCAGUCAACUAACCUGAAAUCGCACAUCUUAACACAUGCUAAGGCCAAAAACAACCAGUGAGAGGAGGAGAGGAGACCCUUCUCGGCCUCGGGAAGCUUCUUCCAGGAGUGUGAUUGAGAAUAAAUACGCCUCUCCUUUGUAUAUUGUUUCUAGGAAAGAAUUUUAAAUACGAAUCCUACACACCUAAGGGACAUGUUUUGAUAAAGUAGUAAAAAUUAAAAAAAAAAAAACUUUAAUAAGAUGACAUUGCUAAGAUGCUCUAUCUUGCUCUGUAAUCUCGUUUCAAAAACACGGUGUUUUUGUAAAGUGUGGUCCCAACAGGAGGACAAUUCAUGAACUUCGCAUCAAAAGACAAUUCUUUAUACAACAGUGCUAAAAAUGGGACUUCUUUUCACAUUCUUAUAAAUAUGAAGCUCACCUGUUGCUUACAAUUUUUUUAAUUUUGUAUUUUCCAAGUGUGCAUAUUGUACACUUUUUGGGGAUAUGCUUAGUAAUGCUAUGUGUGAUUUUUCUGGAGGUUGAUAACUUUGCUUGCAGUAGAUUUUCUUUAAAAGAAUGGGCAGUUACAUGCAUACUUCAAAAGUAUUUUCCUGUACAAAAAAAAAAAAAGUUAUAUAGGUUUUGUUUGCUAUCUUAAUUUUGGUUGUAUUCUUUGAUGUUAACACAUUUUGUAUAAUUGUGUCGUAUAGCUGUAUUGAAUCAUGUAGUAUCAAAUAUUAGAUGUGAUUUAAUAGUGUUAAUCAAUUUAAACCCAUUUUAGUCACUUUUUUUUUUUUC
This is a messenger RNA of Trichechus manatus latirostris (Florida manatee), 3042 nucleotides long. RefSeq names its product YY1 transcription factor (gene YY1). The transcript is spliced from 5 exons. The record is from RefSeq and is a predicted model, not a curated record. Gene Ontology annotation, cellular component: PcG protein complex; chromatin; transcription regulator complex. Gene Ontology annotation, molecular function: RNA polymerase II cis-regulatory region sequence-specific DNA binding; DNA-binding transcription factor activity, RNA polymerase II-specific. Gene Ontology annotation, biological process: regulation of transcription by RNA polymerase II. Bases 1660 to 2325 code for a protein of 221 amino acids. Lineage: Eukaryota; Metazoa; Chordata; Mammalia; Sirenia; Trichechidae.